This is a messenger RNA of Cydia strobilella, 3994 nucleotides long. RefSeq names its product E3 ubiquitin-protein ligase Ubr3-like. The annotation marks the transcript as partial. Gene Ontology annotation, biological process: ubiquitin-dependent protein catabolic process via the N-end rule pathway; protein ubiquitination. Gene Ontology annotation, molecular function: ubiquitin protein ligase activity. NCBI's taxonomy places the organism in Eukaryota, Metazoa, Arthropoda, Insecta, Lepidoptera, Tortricidae. The record is from RefSeq and is a predicted model, not a curated record. The transcript is spliced from 11 exons. Gene Ontology annotation, cellular component: cytoplasm; ubiquitin ligase complex.
UUAGCACUGUCGGAGCGCGAGCGCGCGCGACUAGCGGAGCAACGCGACACCACCGCCGCGGCACACCACUACCGGCUGCACGACGAACUGCAACAACACUUCGACCAGGAAGCGUGGCUGCUGUCCGUGUCCGUGGGGCUGGAGGGCGGCGUGCACGUGGCGUCGUGCGGCCACCACCUGCACGUGCGCUGCCUCGCCGCGUACCUGCGCUCGCUGGCGGCGCCCGCGCGCCCGCACAACCUGCACGUGGCCGGCGGCGAGUUCCUGUGCCCCGUGUGUCGCCAGCUCGCCAACAGCGUGUUGCCGCUGCCGCCGCGCAGCGCCGUCCCCCCCGCGCCCCCCGCGCCCCCCGCGCCCCCCGCACCGCCGCACGAGGCCGUGCGGGACAUGUUGGCGCGCACGCACCCCCAGCCCGCUUCUAGCGCCCUAACGGACGCAAUGAACAAAGCGAUGGAGGACAUGACGGCGACCGCCAGCACUAAACUACGGCAGCGUUACGGCUCCUCGCCCGCUGCUAUAUUUACCUUUGUCACUUCACUGGUGCGCACGAAUUUAGAAUGCGAGUUGGUCCAGCGCGGAGGUUCCCUGGUGACUCCCGAACCCGAACCGGCUUCCUCUUCUACGGCGGAACCGAGGCCGCGGUACAAGCCCCGGAACGACUGCAUAGUCCCGCUGAUGGUGGUGGCGGGUGCGCACGCGCGCAUGCUCCGGCUGGGCGGCGGGCUGGGCGCCGCGGCCGCGUGGGAGGAGCUGUGCCCCGCCCCCGCCCCGGACCCGGCCGCCCCCGCCCCCGCCCUCGCCCCCGCCCCCGCCGCGCCCCCCGUGCCCGCCGAGCCGCAGCGCCCCGUGCCCCUGCUGCUGCGGGACCCGGCCGCGUUGCUGAUGCACUUCCUCCUGCUGGCGCCCCGGGACCCGCCUUACAUGGCUCCACAGCACUUCACCUGCAUAGUGCAGGCGCUGUACGCGCUGAGCUACUACCAGAUCUCGUGCCAGUUCCUGGCGUGCGCGUCGGCCGCGGGGCGCGCGGCGCUGGGCGCGGGGGGCGCCGGGGGCGCCGGUGGCGCUGGUGGCGCCGGGGCGCCGCAGCCCUCGGGGCUAGCGCGGGCGGCGCGGCUGCUGCUGCGCGCGCUCGCCGGCUCCGAGCUGUUCACCGAGGACGAGCCCGGCGCCGGCGAGGACGUGGACCUGGCGCACAUGGAGCGCCAGCUGCAGGAGCUGCUGCUGCCGUUCCUGCGCAUGGCCGCCCUGCUGCGCCACCACCUGUACGGCGGCUCGCUGCCCACCGUGCCCUCGGCCGAGGCGGAGUUCCCGGCGCUGGUGCACUACCUGGAGCUGUGCACGGAGGCGGUGGAGGACGUGGCCGCCGCCGCGCUGCCGCCGCACGCGCCCGGGCUGGCGAGAGCCGCCGCCAGGAGGCUGAGCCAAGCGGCCCUCGGCGGGCGGCUGGCCGUGCGUCGCGUCCUGCGCGCGCUGCACGUGUCGUGGCUGCCCCCCGCGCUGCUCGCGCUGCCCCGGGACUACGACCGCCUGUUCUCCUACUACCACGAGCGCGUCUGUCUGCAGUGCGGCGCCGUGCCCAAGGAGGCGUCCGUCUGUCUGCUGUGCGGGACCCUCGUGUGCCUCAAGCAGCCCUGCUGCCGCCAGCACCAGGUGGCCGAGGCCGUGCAGCACGCCAUGGAAUGCGGAGGCGGCACGGGCAUCUUCCUCGUGGUGACGUCCACGUACAUCAUCGUGAUCCGCGGCCGCCGCGCCUGCCUGUGGGGCUCGCUGUACCUCGACGACUACGACGAGGAGGACCGCGAUCUCAAACGCGGCAAGCCGCUGUACCUGUCCAACGACCGCGCGGAACUACUCCAAGCGCAGUGGCUGGCGCACCGCUUCGACCACACCAAGCGCACCUGGGUGUGGCACCGCGACUCGCUGUGAGUGGUGAUCUGAAGCAGCCGGGCUCCGCGACGCCCCGGUCUCCCCCGCGCCACUCGGUAUUGGUAACGUAACGACCACACGAACCUGCAGGACGCGUACAUUCAAGGAAUUUCAUUUCUUUGUCACUUCGUAUUUAGAUAUUAUAUUAUUGUCACUACGACAAGCUUUGAUCCCUAGCGGAUUUUAUAUAUAUUGCCAUUGUGACAAUGUACGAAGUGCCACAGAAAUCAACUGUACUUACUGCAUACUACGCCAAUACUAACGAAACUGAUCUGAAUAUCGGUCAAAUUUAUCAUAAAAUAUUUAUAUAGACAAAUGGCAUAUUCUAUCAUCGUUAGAAACACGCCGCUCGCUAUACACUGAGUAUUGCUUCAACGACAUCUUUGUUAGAUUACUGUUUAUUUCUAGAUAAAGCUAGGGUGUAUAUAUUAGAUAGCCUACUGUCAACGGCUGAUGGAGUUGAUUUGUGAUUUUUAUAUUAUAUUUUACCCGAUUCGACGAACGACAUAGUUUUAUGUCAGAUUAGAUUUGUGUUUCUCUGACCGCUUAAAUCGGCGGCCGUUCUAAACUCGACAAAACCGAGAAAACAAAAUAUUUUUUAGCACUAAAGAAUUUUUUAAUAGCUUUUGUUGUUUUUUGAUGUUUGCCCUUUUGUUGUCUCACCCUGUUUUAAUCCUCUUGAUCAAAAGAAAUUUUUAAUUCUUCUUAAAAUUAUACGAAUUUCGUAUUAUCCCGGCCACAACGGAGUCCCGCAAGGAGGUGUGUUAGGUCCGGCGAUAUAUCUUGCGAACAAAAUGGCGAGACGUCAACGGUUCACUGUUGUAUAUCCGCUGUCAAUUCGCUGGCUGUGAAUGUAAUUACUGUUGACUCGGUUGCCGACAACUUAGAUGUAACAUAUUAAAUUAUUGUUCUUUAUUCUUACUGGGAUUCAUAUGUCCACUUCACCGUGUGAUUGCUGUGGUAUGACCACAUGACACUAAUUAUUUUGUGCAAUUCUUGAUUUAAAAUGCUUGUAACCAUCGUUAAAUAUAGGUAUCAAAAUUGUUACAUAAAUAACUUAACCCGCUGCAGUGGACAGGGUUUCUUAUAAUAUUAUCAUUAUUAUGAACCAUUCAUACAAUUAUUUACUUAUUUAUAUUAAAUGCCAGUUUUACAAAAGUACUGAGUUUAUUAUUAUAUAUAUGAUCGCUUCUAACCUUCUAAUCAUGUUGGUGUUAAUUAAGUUUGUAUAAUAGUUUUACAUACAGAGUUAAUGCAAAUUGUGUAACUGUUUGUGUUUAUGUUUUGUUUUGUGCUUGCAAAGAUCGGUUGGUGGGUUAAUUAUUUGAAUUUAACGUCAAUAUAGGCAUUUAAAAGUAGUUUUUGCAUGUCUAUUUAGACACUACUAAUACCUGUCAUCGAUCAGAGCAACGUAUACAAUAAUCAACGCUGGAGGCGCAGCGUAAUUGUGUUAUCUUAAUAUUUGUUACUGUAUUCUUUAUUCAAUUAAUAGUGUUUAGGAUCUGAUAUAUCUCGUGCAAUCCGGAUUUUGGCAUUAUUAUAGGUUACGGACCGUUCGGCGUCAAAACGUUAAGUUAUGUUGUUACUGAAACGUGUAUAAUGCGAUAAAUAAUUUAGAAAUUUUAAUUAAUGUUUCAAUUAUGUAGAAAUUUAAUGUAUUUUUGUAAUCAACGAAUUGCUGAUCCUACGAACUUUGAAUAGAUUUUAGUAAAGCUAGCAUGCAUAAAAACAUAGGACGUAGACGGUCAAAGACUGCGUUAGUGUUAACUGUAUGGAAUAUCUUCAAUUUUAUUUUCAAUGACGUUAGGUUUUAUGUUUUAUUUUUGACUGCCUAUGUCCUUCAGUUUUUGUAUGAAAAGUCUCCUUAAUAUACGCCUACUUGAGGUUACUUAGCCUUAGACACUGUUAGAACACUUGCUAAGUUAAAUCAAACCCUACGUUUGUAGCGACAAAGUCCGUUUUCGUAUCACACCCGAGUGCUAGCACCAGCGACUAAAUCAAUGAUUGUUAACUCUUGUAUGUAUAUUGUUCAUGUAUAUAUUCAAUAAUUAAAGUUGUUGAUAUUUCA